AUGAUAGAAUAUCCUAACUAUGAUUCAAAGGUGAAUUAUCUUUUAGAAUCAAGAAAAAUAUUUUUAUUUAAUUAAGUCUUACAACAAAAAAUUCAGAAUAUCAAAGAUCAAAAUAGUUUAUUGGAACAACAAUUAAUUCAACCUUAAAAGAAAUAGAGAAGAAAAGCAAAUGAAAUUUCUAAAAUAUAUAAAUGUACUUAGUGUGAAAAAUCAUAUGGGUCAGAGGCAUCCUUAAAUCUCCACAGUAAAUUAAAACACCCAAUGAUUGAAUCAGAAUCAAAAACAUAAAUUGAACAAAGUUUUUAAAUUUGA
Paramecium tetraurelia is the source of this 312-nucleotide messenger RNA. RefSeq lists its product as uncharacterized. The record is from RefSeq and is a predicted model, not a curated record. NCBI's taxonomy places the organism in Eukaryota, Ciliophora, Oligohymenophorea, Peniculida, Parameciidae. The transcript has a single exon.